AUGGUCCAAGGUCUUAGAAUAGUUGAGUCAUUACAGUUCGAUGUGAAAAAUGCUUUCUUGAAUGGAAGAUUGGAAGAAGUAGUGUAUAUGCUUCCUCCACCAGGUUUUGAGAACAAAUUUGGCACAAAAGUUUGUAAGCUGGAAAAGGCUCUUUACGGGUUAAAACAAUCACCAAGAGCGUGGUUUGAGAGGUGUACUCAAGUGGUAAAAAAACAAGGCUAUUCUCAAGCACAAUGUGAUCAUACUAUGUUCACUCCUCAUUCUAACAAUGGAAAAAUUGCAGUUCUAAUUGUUUAUGUUAAUGAUAUUCUCCUCACGGGGGAUGACCUAGAAGAAUUAGAAGCAAUGAAAAACAAACUCUCCAAGGCAUUUGAGAUAAAAGAUCUAGGAGAGAUGAAAUAUUUUUUGGCUAUGGAAGUGGCACGGUCCAAACAAGGGAUUGUUAUUUCCCAACGGAAAUAUGUUCUUGAUCUGUUAAAAGAUUCAGGAAUGAGUGAGUGUUGUCCAAUAGACACUCCUAUUGAUCUGAACAAGAAGCUUGGUGCAAUUCACCAAGGAAGAUUAGUAGAUGUGGAACACUAUCAAAGACUUGUUGGGAGGCUUAUCUACCUAUCUCACACUCGACCUGAUAUUGCUUUCGGUGUGAGUAUGGUAAGUCAGUUCAUGCAUCGCCCUUACAAGGAACAUCUUGAAGUUGCUUAUCGCAUUUUAAGGUAUCUAAAAGGUAGUCCUGGUAGAGUUCUUCUCUUCAAGAAGAAUAAUAACAGAAGUAUUGAAGCAUUUACUAAUGCUGAUUGGGCAGGUUCGGUCACAGAUAGGAAGGCUACUUCGGGAUAUUGCACGUUUGUUUGGGGAAAUUUAGUGACUUGGAGAAGCAAGAAACAAAGUGUGGUUGCAAGGAGUAGUGCAGAAGCAGAAUAUAGAGCUAUGGCUAACGGGAUAUGUGAGAUUUUGUGGAUAAACAGUGUGCUUAAGGAGGUGAAGUUACAAGUUAGUAUGCCUAUGAAGCUGUUUUGCGACAACAAGGCUGCCAUAAGUAUUGCACAUAAUCCUAUGCAACACGAUCGGAUCAAACAUAUAGAAGUUGAUCGACACUUUAUAAAAGAGAAUCUGGAAGCAAGAAUAAUUUGUAUACCAUUUGUAAGAUCUGAAUAUCAGAUUGCAGAUAUUCUUACAAAAGGAUUAUUUAAACCUACUUUUGAUUUACUUGUAAACAAGUUGGGUAUGUUUGAUAUUUACAUACCAACUUGA
Messenger RNA from Humulus lupulus (European hop), 1251 nucleotides. RefSeq lists its product as uncharacterized. NCBI's taxonomy places the organism in Eukaryota, Viridiplantae, Streptophyta, Magnoliopsida, Rosales, Cannabaceae. The record is from RefSeq and is a predicted model, not a curated record. The transcript has a single exon. The coding region runs from base 1 to 1251 and encodes 416 amino acids.